ACUAACGAGUGGAACAAAAAUGACGAUCGUUUGCUACAAGCCGUGGAUCAUGGGGAAACGGACAAAGUGUCUGCUCUUCUGGGGAAGAAAGGGGUGGUGGCCACUAAGUUGGACAGCGAAGGAAAAACAGCCUUUCACCUCGCUGCUACCAAAGGCAGUGCGGACUGUCUCAAGGUUAUGUUGACGCACGGAGCGGAUGUCUCUGCUCAGGAUCUAUCAGGUCACACUGCUCUACACUUGUCUGUGAAACAUAACCACAUAGAGUGCGUCAAAAGGCUUCUCCAGUCCAAAUGUCCGACGGAAUGCACAGACAACGGCGGGAGGACAUGUGUUCAUUAUGCAGCUGCUUACGGCAACCUCCCAAUGCUGCAACUCUUGUGUGACAACAAAUGUCUUCUGAACGUCAAAGAUUCGGAUGGGAACACUCCUCUGCUGAUCUCAGUGCAGCACGGCCACCUAGAAGCCUGCAAGUGUCUCCUGGAUCAUAAAGCGGAUGUGAACAUUCCAGACAAGAAUGGAAAGUCUCCUCUGAUGUUGGCAUGUGAAGCAGGACAGUUGAAUAUGGUGGAUCUUUUGGUGCAUAGGGGAGCCAACCUGACACUAACAGAUGCCUUGGGCCAUGAUGUCAUUCAGUACGCCAGAAUGUCAGCAAAUCCUCACAUCCUUACUCUUCUCCUAUCCAAAAUGAGCCAUGAGACUGGACUAAAAAGCCCGACCAAGCCAUUGCAGCUCAGUGACAUGUCCUCUCCAGUAUCCUCAACAUCAACUCCACUAUCAGCCAAAGGAGAAAUCUUUUUCACAGAAAAAGGCAGCAAGGAUGAAAAUACGUCUUACAGGAGAGAAUUCAGAGACAGACUAAGUGACAGCACAGGGGAAGACAGUCUUCUUGAUGUAAGUUCCGAGGUGGAACAGCAAGACACUCUUUCACUACUGCAAGCAAAAGUGGCUUCUCUGACAUUGCUAAACAAGGAACUGCAAAACAAGUUACAGGAAAAAGCCAAUGCUGAAGCUAUACCAGAUAUUAGUUGUGAUUCGUUUCAUUCUACCCAAGCGGAGUUAUCUAUUGCCAAAGAUAAAGAGGCAAAGUCAGCAGCCGUUAUUUCUGAUAACUCGGACAUUUCCUAUGAAUCCCAACCAGAAGUGACAAAAUAUGAACUGAAAGUCAAGCAGCUUGAACAAACGAUAGAAGAAAUGCAGAUAAAACUUGAGGAAUCAGAAACAAUAAGGAAGGACCUGGAAACACAUAUUCAGUCAAUAACUGCAGGUUGUCACACCUUGUUCAGCACAGAAACUUCCGAAGCGCCUUCUGAUACAGACCUUCCGCCUCAGGGAUCACUCAACGAGCAGAAAGACAACACAUCACUAAAGCCAAAUCUUCAAAGGAUGUCAAGGGUUGAUCAAGAGUUAGACGAAGAAGGCAUUGCAAAAUCAAACGAGGACAAUGCCAUGGUUCUGGAAGAGUUUGAAGUGCUAAAGAGAGAGUAUCAGGAUGUUCUUGCUGAAAGUGAAAGGAAAGAGAAUGAGAUGAACGAUUUACGACACCAAAUAGAUGUUGUAACUCAAAGCAUUGUCAAUCUGGUACCCAUAGAAAGACAAGAAGAGAUGGAGAAGUCUUACUGUGCAGUCAUAGAAAAGUUAAACGUAGAGAAUUCUGAACUUAACAAUAAGCAGGAAGACCUUCUAGAAGAAAUAAAAAAAUUAAGGAAAGAGUUGGACUGUCACAAAGAGUCUGUUACUUUGGCAAAUGGGCAUGAAGAGGAAGAUAGGUCUAUUAUGAUAGAUGAGUUGACCAAACAAGUCAGUGAGUUGUCUUUGUUGUACAGUGAAGCCCAAAUGGAACUAGAAAAGACAAGGCAAGCUUCUAAUCAUAUCUCAUCUGACUUCAUUCAUAAAGAUGAGCAUUUGAAGCACUUGCAAGAGGUUGAAGAAAGCAAAGAGAAAGUUGAGAAUGAUUUGGUUGAUUUAGCAUCUCAGCAUGCCAGAAUAUUAGAGGAAUUGUGUGAGUUGAAGCAGCAGUUGGACAAGGAAAAGGAAGACACACCAGAUUCAGAGCUUCAGAGGGUUAUUGAUGAUUUGAAGAAGCAGAUUGAAAUAAUGAAGGUGGAGAAGAAUGGACUGAUGGAGAAGAUUGCUUCUCAAGAGUCCAGAAUGAAGAGUUUGGAAGGUGAAUUGCAGCACGAAAAAGUCACUGUCCAGGAAUCGGCUGUAACUAAAAGGCUAUUGGCAGAAAGGCAAGUUUCUUUAGAAGAGGAAAUAAGCACGUUGUCUUCACAAGUAAGUGAUUUAUUGAAGGAAAAAGACAAGUUUUCUGUAGACAAUGGAAAAGCUCAAAGGGACAUUACACAAUUAAUGGAGGAAAAAGAAGUACUGGAAGGCCAACUUAAAUUAAAAGAACACGAAAUCGAUGAACUUUGUAUGAAAUAUGAAAAAGUUCAGGAAGAUCUGGUGGAAAUGAAGAAGCUGUCUGAAAAUACUUCAAAAGUAGACGAAGACAAAGAUAAGAAGGUUAUUGAACUGACAAAGGAGGUGAGCAAACUGAAAGAAGCACUGAACAGCCUUUCACAGCUUUCAUUUACCACAAGCACUCCUAAGCGACAGAGCCAGCAACUGGAAUCACUACAGCAGCAGGUCAAACAGUUGCAGAACCAGUUGGUGGAGACCAAGAAAACAACACCAAGAGAUUGUGUCCGUUUACAGAAUGCACUUGCUGUAUGCAGUUCAGGGCCAAAUGGAUGAAGACGUACAGAAAGUGCUAAAACAGAUCCUGACCAUGUGUAAGAGCCAGUCUCAGAAGAUGUGA
Staurois parvus is the source of this 2800-nucleotide messenger RNA. The record is from the annotation of a GenBank genome assembly. Lineage: Eukaryota; Metazoa; Chordata; Amphibia; Anura; Ranidae.